AUGCAAUUGGAGUUUCAUAAUAUAACCAAUUUAAUUGUUCAUGCUUCAAUAUCAAUAAUAAUUUAUUAUAUGGUUUUUUUUUUGGAUAAUUCAAAUACAUCAUCGACAACAACAGGAACUAGUACCGGAGGUCAAGUGUCUAGUGGAAGAUUAAAAAAUACAAAUUAUGAAUACAGUUCACCCAAACAUCACACAAUCUCACCAUCAUCAACAACGCCACCACCUCAACCACCUCAACCACAACAAUCCUAUUCACCUCAUUCACCAAUAAAACCACAACAAGUAUCACCUUAUCAACCACCUAUACCAAAAAAACAACAACAACAACAACAACCGCUGCAAAUCUCAAACUCAAAUUUAACAAACAAUCAUAAUGAUUACAAAAAAAAGAAACCAACUCAUAACGCCAAUGGUAUCAAUAUUAACAGCAACUUAAAUGGUAACACUAAUACCAAUAAAAACAAAAAAUUAAACAAAUCUCAAUUCAUUCAACCACCACAACAACAACAACAACAGCAAACUCAACAACAACAACAACAACAACAACAACAACAGCAACAGCAGCAAACUCAACAACAGCAAACUCAACAAAUUCAACAACAGCAGCAACAGCAGCAACAACAGCAACAACAACAACAACAACAACAACAACAGCAACAACAACAACAAAUUCAACAACAAAUACAGCAACAACAACAACAACAACAACAACAACAGCAACAACAACAACAACAACAACAACAACAACAACAACAACAACAACAACAACAACAACAACAACAACAACAACAACAACAACAGCAAGCUCAACAAAUUCAUCAAUUACAAUCAUUACAAUUACAACAACAAAUUCAUCAAAGACAACAACAAAAUUUAAUGAAUUAUAGGAAUAAUAUUAUCGAUAAUGAUAGUGAAAAUCUUAUAGCAUUAGCAUCAAAGAGUGAAAAAGAUAGAGAGAUCGAAGAGAUGAUGCAAAGUGUAUUCAUUGAUGAUGUUAUUGAAUGGACCUCUAGAACACUAUUACUUCAUAACAUUAUGCCAGGUAUGAAUGAUACUUAUAUUAAAAAUUUAUUUGGCCCUUAUCAUUUCACUUUAAAACCAACAGGUAAAUCAAAUCAACUCUAUAUCUUAUUUCAAACUACAAAAGAUGCAAAAUCUUGUUUCUAUUCUCAAUUAAAAGGUGUUAGAAAAAUUGAUAAUGGUGGACAAGCUUGUAUAAAGAUUUACUUUAAUGGAGAAUAUAAAACUGUUAUAAGAUGUACGAAUCCUGAUCCAUUCCCAUUACAAUCAAUGAGUGAUUGUAUAAGUAAUAGUAUUAAUGUAUCAUCAUCCAAUUCCAAUUCAAAUUCAACACCAUCAUCUUCUUCUUCUUCACAAUUAUCAUCAUCUUCAUCAUUGUUUAUACCAAGUAGUAUGAGUGGUAGUAAUGGUAUUAGUAAUAAUACACCAUUAUCAUCAUUGGUAUCAUCACCAUUUUCAACAAUUAACAAUAAUAAUAACAAUGGUAAUAAUAAUAAUAAUAGUAGCAAUAAUGGUAGCAAUAAUAACAGUAGUAAUAAUAAUAAUAAUAAUAAUAAUAAUAAUAAUAAUAAUAAUAAUAAUAAUAAUAAUAAUAAUAAUAAUAAUAUAAAUAACAGUAUUAAUACAGGUAGUCCACUUUAUGGCGAUCACUUAAGUGGUUAUCAAUCAUUUCAACCAAAUUAUUUAUUUUCAUCAGAUUCUCAAGGUUACUUUCAAUCACAUCAACAACAUGUUGAUUUAAGUGGAAGUGGUGGUAUUGUUGGUCAUCAUGUUGAAUAUUAUCCACAAAAUUCAGCUUCACCACGUCAUUCUUCACCUUUAAUUUAUCCACAAUCAAAUAAUCAUUAUUUAAUUGAUGGUGGUAUAAGUCCAAUUGAUUGGGGUACAAGUAGUCCAAAGGUUGUCCAUCAAUUCCAACAAUCACAAUUUCAAACAAUUCAACAAAUUCAACAACAACAGCAGCAACAACAACAACAACAACAACAACAUCAUCAUCAUCAAUCAAUACAUCAAUUCACUCAAAUUCAACAACAGCAACAACAAUCACAACAACAACAACAACAACCACAACAACAACAACAACAACAACAACCACAACAACAGCAACAACAACAACCACAACAAUCACAACAACAACAACAACAAACUCAACAACAACAACAAGCACAACAACAAGCUCAAGCUCAAGCACAACAUCAUAAAAUUCAAUCGAAAAAACAUCAAUUAAUUGGAGAAUUAAUGAAAUUAAAAGAAGAGAAUCAAGUUAUUAUAUUUCCAGCUAAUCAAAUUAGUACACUUCCUAGAGUACCAACAUUUGUAUUUGAUAAGAUUCCUUCAAAAUUUUCACAUAGUCAACAUUUACAACAUAAAGAGAUUAAAUCGACAGUUUUAACAGGAUUUUUAAGAGAAUGUGAAGAUAAAAAGAAAACAGUUGGUUCCACAAAGACGGCACCAAAAGAAAAAGAUGAUUAUUUCCAUUCGAAUGGAAAUAAUCAUAAUAGUCAUAGUAGUCAUAAUAGUCAUCAUCACCAUCAUCAUCAUAAUCAUAACCACCAUCAUGCUAAUCAUAAUGAUCACCAUUUCAAUGAUCUCUAUGAUGAUGAAGAUGAUGAAAAUAAUAAUUAUCGUGUUUUCUAUUAUAAUUGCUACGAGAAAUCAACACCAACCGUUCAUUUAAUUAGUAAUCUUAGUAAUAGUCAUUUGGCCGAGAGAUGUGGUCGUUUAUCGAUUUUAUUAUUGACCGAGUUUGCACCAGACAAUACUUAUGCCAUUGGUACCAUUCAAUUCUUUUUUGGUACGCCAUUGGAUUUGUUAUCAAUUUCUCGUUGUAUCCUUUUGAAUCAUCAAGUAUUUCACACUGAACACUUUCAAAAAGAAAUCGAUGAAGUUUUCGAUGAUUGGUUACCAAGCGAUAGGGAAGAAGAGAGAAGAGUUGAUCUCACCCAUUUGGUUCCAGUCACCAUUGAUCCACCAUCAUCUACCGAUCUUGAUGAUGCAAUUAGUUUCCGUUGUUUGACCGAUGAAUUUGAUGAAGGAAUGAGCGUAUUCGAAAUUGGUAUUCACAUUUCAGAUGUUAGUGCUUUCCUUGAAAAAGGUUCGAAAUUGGAUAAAGAAGCAGAGUACCGUUUGAAUACCAUCUACUUGAUUGGUUCAAUCAUACCAAUGUUACCCAAGAAUUUAAGUAGUAGUACUUGUAGUUUGAAAUUGUAUCAAAAGAGGUUCUGUUUCUCAUUGUUGGUAAAGAUUAGAUCCGAUGGUAAAAUCAUUGAUUAUAAAUUCUGUAAAUCAAAUUUACGUUCAAAAGGUCAUUUAUCCUAUGAAAAGGCGCAAAGAAUCAUUGAAAAGAAUAAAUCCAAUUUCGAGCAAUUAGAAUCUUUCACAAAUAAUAAAAUGGUAGAAACUAUCGAUGGUUCCAAUGAAAUUCUUAAAAAUGUUUUGGAAAGUUUAGCAAAGGAACAACGUGAGAAAAUUGAAAAUAAUCCUGACCAUGAUUCUCCACCACCAUUAAAUCAAAUGAAUCCACAUAGUCAUGGCUCUGGUAGUGGUGGUUCAGGUACUAAAGGUCUAAGAUUAGGCUUGGAAGCAAAGGUAAAUCAUUCAGUUUGGGGACUUUAUCUAAUUAGUAGUCUUUUAAAUAACUAUAGAAAAGAAAGAAGAGAAAUCUUUGACAUUAGUAAUAAUAUUCAAUAUGAUCUUAGUGUUGAAGGUGUUCCAAUCUCUGUUGAUUUCUUACCAAAACUUGAGAGUCAUGUAUUGGUUCAAGAGUUUAUGCAUCUUGCAAAUAAUUUAGCAGCUGUCUCUUUAUUAAAUACAAAUUAUGAUUAUGGUAUAGUUUAUUCAUCCUAUAGUAAAACAAAUCCAAAUUUAAUUCAAACACCAAUACCACAAACUAUUGUUACUUCAACAAUUUUAAAUAAUUGUAACAACAACAACAACAACAACAACAACAACAACAACAACAACAACAACAACAACUCUACAUCAUCACCAUUACCAUCACCAACAACACCAAAAUCAACAACACCAACUCCAAUACCAACACCAUCUUCAACUCCAACACCAACUCCAAUAUCAACCUCAACAACAUCAUCAUCAAUUAUUAAUAAUAAUUUCGAUAAUAGAAAGAAAUUCUUUGAGAGAUUAAAUGUAUUUAUAAAGAAAUUUGUAAAUAAUAUUGUUGUCUCUUCAGAAGAUGAUUGGAGAACCAUUAAAACCAAAGUUGAAAAAGCUCUCAAAAAUUGUACACCUGAACAAGCCAAAGCAAUGAGAAGGUUAGCAAUGCAUCUUAUGGAUCCAACAAAAUAUAUUACAACCGUUGAAAAGAGACAAGGCUUUGGUAAUGAAAAUCUAUUGGAUGAGAGAUCUCAAUACACUCAUUUCACUGCACCAAUUAGAAGAUAUAUGGAUGUCAAUAUUCAUCGUGCUCUCUCACUUCAAUUGACUAAAGAGGUGGUUUGGAGUUCUGAUAUCACCAUUCAACCCUAUUGGGAUGAAUCAAGUCAAGAAUUUACUGAUUUUAAAAAAUCAUUACCCACUGGUGAUGAUUUGACUCAAUUGUGUCAAAGAUAUAACGAUAUCUCUUGGAAGAGAAAAAUAUCUGAAAAGUUAAAUCUCCUCUAUCUUGCAACCUACAUUUGGGAGAAAGGUCCAAUCUUAACACCUGGUAUCGUGGUUACAAUGUCUACCAAACAUUUGGUUAUCUAUCUCUCAGAGUAUAAUCUCGAAGUGUCAAGCGAUAGAAGUGAUUUCCUUUCACUCUCUCAACAUCACUCUUCUCCAAUCGACGAUGAUGAAGAAAUUGAAAUCUCUAAACAAUUAUCAGUUUUCCUUUCAGUUGAGCCAUUUGUUUUAUUUAGAAGUAAUUUGGUUCCAAAAAUUAAAGUUUCAAAGUAUCCACCUUUAAACUAA
Dictyostelium discoideum AX4 is the source of this 4929-nucleotide messenger RNA. RefSeq lists its product as hypothetical. Gene Ontology annotation, molecular function: RNA nuclease activity; RNA binding. Lineage: Eukaryota; Evosea; Eumycetozoa; Dictyosteliales; Dictyosteliaceae. The record is from RefSeq and is a predicted model, not a curated record. The transcript is spliced from 4 exons. Bases 1 to 4929 code for a protein of 1642 amino acids.